UGGGUGUUCAAGCUCCGCGCGCGAGCCGAGCUUCAGGCCCACGAGCGGAAUCCGCGCGCCCUGUGUCGCUUCUGCGUUCCGUCAUGUUCCCGGCCGUCUCCUCUCCGCGGACACCGGGGCCCGGGACCCGAAGGGGCCCGCUGGGUGGAGUCGGGCCGGGCUCCACGCCCCGGGCGACUAGCAGGAAAGGUCUGUCCCUGGCGUCGGCAGUCAGCUCCCCGGUGCUCUUUUCGCCGGUCGGCCGGCGUAGCUCGCUGAGCUCGCGAGGAACACCUACACGAAUAUUGCCACACCACUGUGUAACUGAGUCUAUGAACUAUGAUGUGAAAACAUUUGGAUCUUCUCUUCCUGUUAAAAUAAUGGAAGCCUUGACAUUGGCUGAAGUUGAUGAUCAGCUGACUGUUCACAUAGAUGGAGGUGGAUGGGCUUGUCUGGUCUGCAAAGAGAAACUCAUUAUUUGGAAGAUUGCUCUGUCACCUAUUACUAAGUUAUCUGUUUGCAAAGAACUUCAGCUGCCGCCUAGUGACUUCCACUGGAGUGCUGACUUGGUGGCUCUCUCUUAUCCUGAUACUGCAGGUGAAGCACAUUCUACUCAGGCUGUUGCUGUCAUGGUUGCCACCAGAGAAGGAUCCAUCCGCUAUUGGCCAAGCCUUGCCGGUGAAGAUAUCUACACAGAGACCUUUGUAGAUUUGGGAGGUGAUAAGACUUACAGUUUCCUAACAGCAGUGCAGGGAGGAAGUUUUAUUUUGUCCUCAUCGGGAAGCCAGCUGGUUCGGCUGAUACCUGAUAGUUUAGGAAAAAUUCAUCAACACAUUCUGCCUCAAGGACAAGGCAUGCUUUCAGGAAUUGGUCGGAAGGUCUCUUCUCUUUUGGGAAUUUUAUCUCCAAGUAGUGAUCUCAUCCUUUCAAGUGUCCUCUGGGAUAGAGAGAGAGCAAGCUUUUAUAGCCUGACAAGUUCAAACAUCAGUAAAUGGGAAUUAGAUGAUUCUUCAGAAAAACAAGCACAUAGUUGGGAUAUAAAUAGAGCCCUGAAGGAAAACAUUACUGAUGCUAUUUGGGGAUCUGAAAGUAACUAUGAAGCUAUUAAAGAAGGGGUCAAUAUUCGGUAUUUGGAUUUGAAGCAAAACUGUGAUGGGCUCCUGAUUUUGGCAGCCGCAUGGCACCCAGCAGACAAUCCAUGUCUCAUCUAUUACUCUCUGAUAACAGUAGAAGAUAAUGGCCACCAAAUGUCUGAUGCGGUAACUGUAGAAGUCACUCAGUAUAAUCCACCUUUUCAGUCUGAAGACCUGAUUAUGUGUCGGUUAAUGGUCCCAAACUUUUCAAAUCAGACUGCCUAUCUGUAUACUGAAAGUGCUGUCUAUGUGUGCGCCACAGGAACUGGGAAGUUUUCUCUUCCUCGGGAGAAAAUUGUCUUUAACACACAAGGAGAUAGUAUUUUAGGAGCUGGUUCCUGCGGUGGUUUUCCUAUCCUUUUUUCGAGAAACAGUGGGUUGGUGUCUAUUACUUCAAGGGAAGGUGUGUCCAUAUUAGCAGAAGAUCUUGAAGAUUCCCUAGCAUCUUCAGUUGCUGGACCCAGCAAUGAGAGUAUGGUUUUUGAGGCUUCUACAAAGAAUGAAACCAUUGCCCAGGAGGAUAAAACCAAAUUGUUAAAAGCUGCUUUUCUGCAAUACUGCAGAAAAGAUCUAGGUCAUGCUCAAAUGAUGGUUGAUGAGCUCUUUUCCUCCCACUCUGAUUUGGAUUCUGAUUGUGAACUAGACAGAGCUGUUACCCAAAUCAGUGUAGAUCUGGUGGAUGACUACCCAGCCUCCGACCCACGAUGGGCUGAGUCUGUCCCUGAGGAAGCACCUGGGUUUAGCAAUACAUCACUGAUUAUUCUUCAUCAGCUAGAAGACAAGAUGAAAGCCCAUUCUUUCCUUAUGGACUUUAUUCACCAAGUUGGCUUAUUUGGACGUCUUGGCACUUUUGCAGUAAGAGGGAUGCCCAUGGCAACUCGACUGUUGCUCUGCGAGCAUGCGGAAAAGUUAUCAGCCGCCAUUGUUCUCAAGAACUACCACUCCAGGCUCUCGGACCUGCUGAACACAGCAAUCAUGAUUGCUUUAAACAAGAGGGAUUGUGAAAUCCCAUCCAACCUGACUCCCGCAGAUGUCUUUUUUAGAGAAGUGUCCCAGGUAGACACCGUCUGUGAGUGCUUACUAGAGCAUGAGGAGCAGAUCUUAAAGGAUACAUCAUUGGAAUCCGUUGAAUGGGCUGAGGUGGUCAUCAAUGUGAACAGUAUUCUCAAGGACAUGCUACAAGCUGCUAGUCAUUAUCGACAAAAUAGAAACUCCUUAUAUAGAAGAGAAGAACCACAAGAACAAGAACCUGAAUAUGUUCCUUGGACAGCAACGGGUGGUCCUUCAGGCAUCCGGACAGUAAUAGAACGCCAGCAUGGAAUUGUCCUGAAAGUGGUUUAUCCUCAGGCAGACAGCAACCUCCGAAACAUUCUGACAGAGCAGCUGGUGGCACUGAUUGAUUGCUUCCUGGAUGGUUAUGUUUCCCAGCUGAAGUCUCUGGACCGAUCUGGUGAUCAAGAAAGAUAUAACAGUCUGGAAAUGGAAUACCUACAGAAAAGAUCAGAUCUCUUAUCUCCACUUCUCACACUAGGCCAGUACCCGUGGGCUGCUUCAUUAGCAGAAAAGUACUGUGACUUUGAUAUCUUAGUACAGAUGUGUGAGCAGACCGACAACCAGACCAGACUCCAGCGCUACAUGACCCAAUUUGCCAAUCAGAAUUUUUCAGACUUCCUCUUCCGUUGGUAUCUGGAGAAAGGAAAGCGAGGCAAAUUAUUAUCUCAGCCCAUUUCUCAGCAUGGAGAGUUGGCGAAUUUUUUGCAGGCUCAUGAACAUCUCAGCUGGUUACAUGAAAUUAACAGCCAAGAAUUAGAAAAGGCUCAUGCAACACUGCUGGGUUUGGCAAACGUGGAAACUCAUUACUUUGCAAAGAAAAAAACCCUUCUUGGUUUGAGUAAAUUGGCUGCGUUGGCUUCAGACUUUUCAGAGAAUAUACUGCAAGAAAAAAUUGAAGAAAUGGCUGAGCAGGAGCGCUUUCUUUUGCACCAGGAGACCCUGCCUGAACAGCUGCUGGCGGAGAAACAGCUAAGUCUCAGUGCGAUGCCAGUGCUGACUGCCCCUCAGCUCAUCAGCCUGUAUAUCUGUGAAGAAAACAGAAGAGCUAAUGAAUAUGAUUUCAAGAAAGCUUUGGACUUGCUGGAGUAUAUUGAUGAGGAGGAAGAUGUAAAUAUAAAUGAUCUAAAACUGGAAAUCCUUUGCAAAGCUCUUCAGAGAGAUAACUGGUCUAGUUCAGAUGGUAAGGAUGAUCCAAUUGAAGUAUCUAAAGACAGUAUAUUUGUGAAAAUCUUACAGAAACUUUUAAAAGAUGGCAUUCAGCUCAGUGAAUACCUGCCAGAGGUGAAAGACCUCCUGCAAGCCGACCAGCUUGGAAGCUUAAAGUCUAAUCCUUACUUUGAGUUUGUUUUGAAAGCAAACUAUGAAUAUUAUGUUCUGGGACAAAUGUAACUUUUUCUAAAAAUGGUCACUGUCCCUGAAAAUUUGUGUAAGCAUGUCCUUAUAAAAAUCUUAGGCCUUAAACAUCUAAAAAUUUGUAGUUUUAUAACAUGUA
Messenger RNA from Callorhinus ursinus (northern fur seal), 3657 nucleotides. It is a transcript of the gene NUP133, whose product is annotated as nucleoporin 133. Gene Ontology annotation, biological process: poly(A)+ mRNA export from nucleus; protein import into nucleus; transcription-dependent tethering of RNA polymerase II gene DNA at nuclear periphery. Gene Ontology annotation, molecular function: protein binding; structural constituent of nuclear pore. Gene Ontology annotation, cellular component: nuclear pore outer ring. NCBI's taxonomy places the organism in Eukaryota, Metazoa, Chordata, Mammalia, Carnivora, Otariidae. The record is from RefSeq and is a predicted model, not a curated record.